Molecule: messenger RNA, 3119 nt
Organism: Opisthorchis viverrini
Lineage: Eukaryota; Metazoa; Platyhelminthes; Trematoda; Opisthorchiida; Opisthorchiidae
Exons: 12
Biological process (GO): microtubule-based movement
Molecular function (GO): ATP binding; microtubule motor activity; microtubule binding
Source: RefSeq, a predicted model, not a curated record
GAGCAGGUGUAUGCGGCCGUUCGCAUUCUUCAAUCAGUUGUUUGUCACAUUACCGGACUGUGCGUGUAUGGCCCAUUUUCGGGUGAUGUACAACCAGCGGGCCGUAACAUAAGGACGAUGGCUGCAGAAUCAGUAAGAGUUAUCGUUCGAUGCCGUCCACUUAACACGCGAGAACUGGAGUUAGAGUGCAAAAAUAUCAUCGAUAUUGUCGCGGAAACUGGACAGUGCUCAAUUAAGCACCCUUCGGACAAAAAGUUUCCUCCGAAGAACUUUUUUUUCGAUGGUGCCUUCGACAUAAGCUCAACAACAGAACAAAUCUACAGUGAUAUAUGCUAUCCACUGGUGGAAGGUGUUACGGAAGGAUACAAUGGUACAAUAUUCGCCUAUGGACAAACAGGUUGUGGCAAGUCCUUCACAAUGCAAGGAAUAUCCGAGGAUGCGUCCCAGCGUGGCAUAAUUCCACGUGCUUUUGAUCACGUAUUUGAAACUAUUUCUGUUAGCCAAAACACGAAGUUUUUGGUUUAUGCGUCAUUUUUGGAAAUAUACAACGAAGAAAUCAGAGACUUGUUGGCUCGUGACGUGAAGACAAAACUAGAUCUGAAGGAACACCCGGAAAAAGGAGUUUAUGUUGCUGGCCUGUCCGUGCACAAAGUGAGCAGUGUUGACGAAUGUCAGGUGAUCAUGGGGACUGGAUGGAAAAAUCGCUCGACAGGUGCGACUCUGAUGAACGCCGAGAGUAGCCGGUCUCACUCUAUUUUCACCAUACACCUGGAAAUGAUUGAUCGUGAUCCGCAACUCACCUCAGAGAAGAUCAAGGCUGGCAAACUGAACCUGGUCGAUUUGGCUGGAUCGGAAAGGCAAGCGAAAACGGGUGCUGCUGGUGAUCGUCUCAGAGAAGCCACGAAAAUAAAUCUGAGUCUGUCUGCUUUAGGCAACGUCAUUUCCGCAUUGGUUGACGCAAAAGUGAAGCACAUUCCAUACCGUGAUAGCAAGCUUACUCGUUUGCUGCAGGAUUCACUUGGGGGCAACACGAAAACAUUGAUGAUUGCAUGUUUAUCUCCUGCGGAUAACAAUUACGACGAGACACUUAGUACAUUGCGGUAUGCGAACAGGGCCAAGAAUAUCCAGAACAAACCGAAGAUAAAUGAAGAUCCCAAAGAUGCACUACUUAGGCAGUACCAAGAUGAAAUUGCUCGCCUGCGGCAGUUGCUUGAAGAACGGCCAUCGACUGUCCAGACAUCCGACUUGAUCUCUUCUGACAACUCAUCGGACAUUUUUGCCAAUGCUGAGGAAAGAGAAAGAUUGAGGCAGGAAUACGAGGCCAAAUUGCGUGAGAAGGAAGCUCAGUUUAAUGCUGAGGCUGCUGACAAAGCAAAACUGCUCGAAGAAAUCCAACGAUUGCGAGCAUUUCAUGACUCAAAAUUCGGUCAUCCUGGAGAACAUGAAAAUGACUUGCUGUUGGAGGAAUCACGAAUUCUUCGCCAUCACACACGAAAAACUGAGUCUGUUGGUGUUAGCACGACAGGCACGGCCUCUGCUGUCGCCAAUGAACAAUAUGCGUUUGUCAGUACAUCAGAUUCCUUGGCGUGCAGCUCCGUGCUUGUCAUUGACCAGGAAGGCACCCUUCAAAGUCAGGAUGUAGAUGAUAAAUUCACUACGAAACACAAAGGUCUUCUGAUUUCCGCCCCAAAGUCAACAACCUCACGCAACGCAGUCAUACGUUCCAUGGAUGGUAAACUGACAAACAGGACACUAACACAGUCCACCACAAAAUUGGCUCUUGAGUCACUCACGCGUGAUGAACUGUUGGAGCGACUUUCCAUACUGGAGGCAGGUAUGGUCGGUGGAGAAGAAGCCAGUAAUCCUGAAAUAAGAGCCCGGCAUUCGCGCAGGCAAAAGUAUGCGGAAGAGCGCAGGCGGCGCCUUGAGCAAGCCAAUGCAGCACUAGAGGAUGAAGGUAUAAUGGUUGGGAUAUACGAAACAAUUCAAGAAGAGCUGUGUCACAAGAAUAAACUUCUUCAGCGUGAAAAACAGAAGAAUAUGUCCCUACGAAUGGAACUGAGCGACAUCCAGUCAGAAUUUGAACAAGACCGCAGCGACUACCUCGAUACCAUCAGAAGGCAACAGCGUCAAAUGGACCUCCUACAAGCUAUCAUUGAUCGUAUACAACCAUGUAUCAGACGGGACAGCAAUUAUUAUAACGUAGACAAGAUAAAGCGUAUCGCCAAGUUUGAUGAAGAAAAGAAUGAAUGGGUCCUUCCUCAAAUGACUGUUGAGCGAACGCAUUUUCCGCUCGCUGUGACAGAUCCAAUACGUGCAACCACAGACUUACCGGAAGGACUCGGACCCCUAAAUUCAUUGAGAGUAGCUGGCGUUGUAAGGGAUAUGGAGAAAGAAAACGAGGAAGAGGCGCGCUAUUAUGCCAAAUUGGCGAGUAGAACUCAAUCGCAACCGAAUUAUUUUGCUAAUCGUCGAGCCAAUCAGCUACUGAUUGACGCAGCGGCUUUGAGCUCCGGAGCCAAUCGUGCAUGCUCCGUAUCAACGACACUUGGUCCCAACAUUCACUCAACAUGCUUCGGUCUAGGAACCGCGCCAUCCGACACAAAUACACCUCCACAAAACUCAACUGGAGCGCUACCUGGUGCCUUGGAUGAUGUUUUUCACAGCCCUUCCAAGAGGCAUUCUAAAUUUGAAAGCAGGUUGAAGAACAGCCAAAGUCCUACAGCUUAUGGAAAGCAGAACUCACCCUCCUAUCGUAAACCCAAAUAGAAUUCCUGGCUGUCAAUUUUUAAGUGCAGCUGCUUACGUAAUACGUCAGAGAAGACUCGAAUGUCGAUCUCAUUUAAAUCAGCAAUCCACAAUGGCAACAACGGUUGGUUAAUCCUCGAAAGAGGCUUAAUCUAUUUGAUUGUGUGUUACGCAGACCUUUCUUCUAGUUCGAGCAAAGUUGGAUGUUCGUCAGUGGCUAAUGUCGCCGUGGAGCGACUACUAAAGGGACCGGCAGGAAUGGUCCCUUCUGGAGGAGCCAAACAGAAUAACUUAGGCGUAAGACCAUGUUGCUGUUUAUUUCUUAUGAUAAUCGCAGCAGUUCAUUCCAACAAAGAAUCCUUCAGAGCCAC